This is a messenger RNA of Microstroma glucosiphilum, 1440 nucleotides long. RefSeq lists its product as hypothetical. The transcript has 4 exons. The record is from RefSeq and is a predicted model, not a curated record. Bases 11 to 1093 code for a protein of 360 amino acids. Lineage: Eukaryota; Fungi; Basidiomycota; Exobasidiomycetes; Microstromatales; Microstromataceae.
ACUGCCAGACAUGGACUCGGACUCGGACGACUACGAGCGAGCAAGAGAGAAGCAGAUCAAGGAGAAUCGCGCCCUGCUCGAAAGCUUAGGACUCAACUCUGAAAGUGUACGGCUACGCUCACCUUCCCCGCCUCGUCCAGCCAAGCGCACUCGCACAGUCAAGACACAGCCGGCAUCCGUCUCUCCUCCUGUCGAGCGUCAGCGGUCAUCACGCAUCGCCUCCUCUUCCAGGCAGACUUACAAUGAGAAAGAGCUGACGCGGCGCAGCAGUACUCGGCAGCAAAAGGCGGCAAAGGCGAGAGAGGGCGAGAGGAAGUCAAAGAGACUGUCUGCCAGCAGGUCCAAGUACACAGAGGCCAACACUUCCGAUACCGACUCCGAGAAUGACUAUGUGCCUGCACAGCCAAAGCCCGUAUUUCAGCUCAAGAAGAUUCGCAACCCCUCGCCUCCUACUCUCGACGACUCGGAUGACGAUACGGCAGUCUUUACAGAGAAUGCGCCUCUGCCAACGAGGCUACCAUUGAAGGCUGGAAUGGGAGGUAGAGGCCCUCUGAGCUUCGAGAAAGCGUGGAGUCACUUCCGACCGAACUUGACACCCGAAGAGGUCAUUCGAGGCGGAGCUUUCGGUGGUACCUUCUUCAGGACCUGCUAUUCGGGCGUCCUCAAGCGAGAUCUGAUCGCCGAGGAGGACAUUGCAGAGCUGCCGCAGGCGUGGACAGAAGGGCUCGACCAGGACGUGUACCUUAAAGCACAAGAGUACGCUGAAGAGAUCAACAUGUUUGGAAAGAAGGCCGGACAGAGCCUGCAGGCCUGGGAACAAGCAGGGUGGAUUGCUCGUCAAGAUCCUCGCGGCUGGUUCCAAUGGUACUGUCGCUUCUACUCCGGCCGUCGCUCCGCCGACGAUGCUCGCCAGGUGCAACGAUGGCAAAGGGCAUGCGGUCCAGCAGGCAGAUUCAAACGAGCAGUCGCAGCCAAGGUCGCGAAAGCUGGCGCAGCUUGGGACGACGGAGAAGUCGCUGCUGUUCUGCGACAGGUCAUCUGGCAGUGGGCGUGCGAACUCUCACAAGAAGAUUACGAGGCAUACUUUGCUUAGAUAUACAGAUGAGAUGACGAAGGAACGGUCGACCCAAUCUCCAGCUCUCCUAUCUCAUUGCCUUUGAUUCCAUACCCAUUAUGUACUCUCUCAACAAUCAGAUCUCUCAAUCGACUUCUAUGCCCAGCUUUCUCAAAAGAUCACGUCUAUCAGCCUCCCUCUCGUAGUAACGUCUGCGCUUCUCCUCCCUGAAGCUGACCCCUUCUUCGCGCUGAUGGUCCCAGCCAAGAGGCUCUGCAUCGAAUUCUGGUCCCUCGGUUACCUCGCUGAUUCUCUGAGCCAGCCUUUGAAUGAGAUUCUGCUCUUCUGGGCCGCACCUCAAUCCGAGCUUGAAGAGCUCCACCUCU